Aspergillus pseudotamarii is the source of this 1608-nucleotide messenger RNA. Its product is annotated as MFS general substrate transporter. Bases 1 to 1608 code for a protein of 535 amino acids. NCBI's taxonomy places the organism in Eukaryota, Fungi, Ascomycota, Eurotiomycetes, Eurotiales, Aspergillaceae. The transcript has 10 exons. Gene Ontology annotation, molecular function: transmembrane transporter activity. The record is from RefSeq and is a predicted model, not a curated record. Gene Ontology annotation, biological process: transmembrane transport.
AUGACGCUUGAAGCCUCAGAAACAACGCAGCCUCGAUAUGUCCCGGGUACUGUUCUUUUGGUAGAUGACACACAUGAGAAAUCUAGGAAACAUGCGACCGGAAAGCACACCGAGAUUGUCCUCAUCCCACCUUCCUCAGAUGAUCCAAAUGACCCUCUAAACUGGUCACAAGCGCGCAAGAAGCAGCAUCUCAUCCUGCUAUGCAUCUAUACAUUCUUCAUGAACGGAUUGAUCAAUUUCUAUGGUGUCGCGUAUGACGGCCUCGCACCAGAUCUGAACACGACUUUCGAUGGUCUGAAUACGGGGAGCGCUAUUCUAUUCCUGUUCAGUGGCGUUGGCGCGGCCUUCUGGCAACCUGUAGCGAUGAAGAUUGGCCGUCGCCCAGUGUAUAUCAUGGGACUUCUGAUCGCCAUGAUCGGCAGUAUCAUUGGAGCUGUUCAAACUAACUGGGGCGUUUGGGUGACGUUUAACGGUCUUGGAUGCGGUCCAAAGGAGGGUCUUCCCCAGAUUUCCUUGCAGGACACUUACUUUGCUCACCAAAUGGGAUCUAAAGUUGGAUACUGGGCCCUUUCGUACAGCGCCGGUGCCUUCGUCGUCCCGCUUGUUGCAGGUUAUGUGUAUGUAGAUUUGAGCUGGCGGUGGUGUUUCUGGAUUACUGCGAUUGGCUUCGCGGCCAUGGCCCUGAUCCUCUUCUUCGGUCUGGAGGAAACGCUGUAUCCUAGAUCGUACAACACACACCAGGCAACACGUCCACAUGACGGAAGCACCGAGCCUCCAUCCGAGAAGGGCUGUACACCUACUCAUACCGGACAUGUCGACCAUGAUAUCAAGAUGAAGUCCUAUUGGCAGACCCAUCCACUGCACUCAUGGGGUGUGAAUCCCAACGAAGCCUGGCGCAAUCUCUUCCUUCGUCCCUACCAACUCGCCUUCUUUCCACCUGUUCUCUGGACAGGUGUAUUUACCGGUGUCUCGAUCUGCUGGUGGGCUGCGAUCUUCACGACUGAGUCCCAGUUCUUCACCGGCCCGCCCUAUCUAUGGAGUGGCGAGAAAGUAGGCCUUACCAACGCCGCCGCCCUUAUCGGUUCCAUUCUAGGCACGAUGUUCGCAGGAAACGUGAGCGACUGGUUCAUCAUCGUUGCCGCGCGUCGUAACAACGGUAUUCGAGAACCAGAGCAUAGACUUAUUCUCCUAGCAGUGACUGCCGUCAUCACCUCUGGCGGUUUAGUCAUGUACGGUAAAGGCGUGGAAGCCGGAGUCCAUUGGAUAUGUCCUGUAUUCGGAAUGGGGUUAAUGGCCUUCGGGUUCACCGCAUCUUCGAUUAUCGGAGAGACGUAUAUCCUCGACUCCUAUCGGGCUGUAGCACCAGAGUCCUUAGUGCUGAUUAAUAUCUUCCGCAAUCUGAUCGGUAUGACAUUCGUAUUCGCAGUGCAACCGUGGCUGAUCCACUCUGGCUACGGGAAUGCCUACAUCCAGAUGAUGGCGAUGGGUCUUAUGGCGCAUUUGACUGUAAUUCCGAUGAUGAUUUGGGGCAAACGGUUGCGCGCGAUGACCGCAGGGCGAUACUUGCGCAUGGUGGAAGCGAGUGGUAUUCCUCGGGAGUUCGCCUGA